GCCUGGUAGCCCGUAGUAACCCGGAGUCCGCGGAAGUGGAGACCUGUGGGCAGUCCGCUAAGACAGGUGACUGAAAAUUGUGAAACACAACUUGUGACAUCAGUUUUUUUUUUUUCUUGUUAGUAGCCACUUAUGAUUGUGGAAGAUUAAGGCAGAGACAAAGCCACAUCUGAGAUUUUAGCAAAGCUUUUCAAAAGCAAACUACACCAUGGAGAUAAAGCUGGACCCUUCCCGAGAUGAUCUGCCUCUCAUGGCCAACACCAGCCACAUACUUGUGAAGCAUUAUGUACUGGAUUUAGAUGUGGAUUUUGAAAGUCACGUCUUUGAGGGCACCAUAGUGCUUUUUUGUGAGGAUGGAAACAGAUUCAAGAAACAGACCAGCUCUACGAAGGAAACCUACCAGUUGGCAUCGAACAAAGCCUGCAAAUUUGGGACACCUGAAUUCUGCCAUCUUCCUAUGACAAAUGCAAGUACCACAUUUAAUGUGGAAUAUAAUGAUUUUAUAAUCUAUGAUAAAGGUGAAGAAGAUGCUUCUGAUAAAGAGGGUAACCAUGACAACCAGGAACAGGCAUCUGGGAUCUCUAGCUCAAAGUACUGCUGUGACACACAGAAUCAUGGGAGAGAGGAUUUUUUGCUAGUGUUGGACUGCUGUGAUUUAUCUGUGUUAAAGGUUGAGGAGGUGGAUGUUGCUGCUGUGCCAGGUAUUGAAAAAUUUACAAGGCCUUCCAAGCCGACAAUUGUUUCUGAAGAGCUCAGGAAUGAGAUUGUUCAUGAACUUGUGACUCUGCCUGCAGAUCAUUGGAGGGAGCAGUUAGACUAUUUUGCUCGCUGCAGCCAGGCUCCUAGCUGCGGGGAACUCUUCUUUGACACUGACACUUGGAGCUUACAGAUCAGGAAGACAGGGGCUCAAACAGCUACUGACUUCCCUCAUGCCAUCAGGAUAUGUUACAAAACCAAACCCGAGGGGCAGUCCGUUACCUGGACCUCAGACCAGAGUGGCAGGCCAUGUGUUUAUACGAUGGGAUCUCCCAUAAACAACAGGGCCCUUUUUCCAUGCCAGGAGCCACCCGUUGCCAUGUCAACAUGGCAGGCUACAGUUCGAGCAGCUGCAUCUUUUGUUGUUUUAAUGAGUGGAGAAAAUUCUGCCAAGCCAACACAGCUUCAUGAAGGGUGCUCAAGCUGGCAUUAUUAUGUGACCAUGCCGAUGCCAGCCUCCACCUUCGCCAUUGCGGUGGGAUGCUGGACAGAAGUAAAGCUGGAGACAUGCUCGUCAAAUGAGCCAGUGAUAGAGAGACCCUUCCCACUCUCCGAGACGGACUGCAGGUAUGUCGGUGUUUGCGGUCACAUGGAGUACCCCUGCCGCUUCCAGAAUGCUGCGGCCACCACCCAGAAGAUCAUUCCUCAUCGAGUCUUUGCCCCGGGCUGCCUCAAGGAAGUCUGCCAAGAGACCCUUCUGCGGCUGCUUGCUCCUUGCCUCUCUGCCGCACAUUCUGUCUUAGGGACACACCCAUUCUCCCGCCUGGAUGUACUCAUCGUCCCUGCCAACUUUUCAAGUCUGGGAAUGGCAAGCCCACACAUCAUCUUCCUCUCCCAGAGCACCUUGACAGGCAGGAGCCAUCUCUGUGGGACCCGGCUCUGCCACGAAAUCGCUCACGCCUGGUUUGGCCUGGCCAUCGGUGCCCGUGACUGGACGGAGGAGUGGCUCAGUGAAGGGUUCGCCACUCACCUGGAAGAUGUGUUCUGGGCUGAAGCACAGCAGCUGUCCCCCUACGAGGCCCAGGAGCAGCAAGAGCUGAGGGCUUGCCUACGCUGGCACCGCCUCCAGGAUGAGAUGCGGAACUCCCCUGAGGAGAUGCAGGUGUUAAGACCCAGUAAAGAGAAAACUGGCCACAUGAGUGACUCAGGAGCAUCUGUCAUCAAACAUGGACUCAGUUCCGAAAAGCCCUUCAUGCAGGUUCAUUAUUUAAAGGGCUACUUCCUCCUUCGGUUCCUCACCAAAAGACUUGGGCAUGAAACCUAUUUUUCAUUUUUAAGAAAAUUCGUGCACAAGUUUCAUGGACAGUUGAUUCUUUCCCAGGAUUUUCUUCAAAUGCUGUUGGAGAAUAUCCCAGAAGAAAAAAGGCUCGGAUUGUCUGUUGAAAACAUCUUGCAAGACUGGCUUGAGAGCUCCGGAAUACCAAAGACCUUUGUAGACUUUUACCGUUUAGUUUAUCCCAAAUAUAUGUUGGCAGUAGAGCCUUUUGGAAGCCAAGCGAAGCUCCUGGAACCCUCUAACUUGUUUGUUCUACCCUGUGGCUCUGGAGGCCGGCGACAGUGGAGGCCCCCGUGUCUGCGCCGUCUUUUGCUGCACAGCAGCCCUUCUCGCGGAGAUCCUGUUUCUGUCCCCUACGCUGUUCCUGGGGGCAGCCCCAGGAGGAACGCUCUUUUCCUCGGGGCCUGUGAGGACCGCGGAGCCCGGGCCGGGAGCGCGCACCCGGGAGGCUCUGCGUGGGCGCCAGCGCUGGGACAGGUCACGAAAUGGAUGCGACUGAACCGGAGACCCCGCAAACGGAGGCGCAGGGAGGAGGAAGAGGUGUUUGAAAAGCUUCUUCCAGACCAGCUGGUCUUGCUUCUGGAGCGUCUGUUGGAGGAGAAGACCCUGACCCUCCCAACCCUGCAGACCCUCCAGAGGACGUACCAUCUCCACGAGCAGGACGCAGAGGUUCGCCAUCGGUGGUGUGAGCUCAUUGUCAAGCACAAGUACACGAGUGCGUACGAACAGGUGGAGCGAUUCCUUCAGGAGGACCAGGCGAUGGGCGUGUACCUCUAUGGGGAGCUGAUGGUGGGUGAGGAUGCCAGGCAGCAGCAGCUCGCCCGCAGGUGCUUCGAGCUGGCCAAGGGCCAGAUGGACAGGUCCUCGGCAGAGGUGGUGGCUGAGAUGCUGUUUUAAAGAGGAAAGAUCACAGUGAGAGUCUCUUUCAUACAUCUCCUCCUAGCCCUGGUGGGCCCAGGAUCACAUUGACCCUGGACAUCAAAGGAAGGAUUAUGUGGCUGCUAAAGCCAUCAGCAACACCAGUGUUCACUUUUCGGGCUCCUCUUCCCAGAGGCUGGGCUCGGCUGGGCUUGUAUAAAAGACCAAGCCUCGUAAACUGUCUUCCCACACAGCCGCUGUCUCUGUCCCGCCCUCGGGGUGCAGAGUCUGCAUUGAGUUCUGUGAGGUGUAAGGCCGCUUUCCAUGCAGACGAUGGACGCUACCUGAGAUGCGCUGGCGGUGCGCCCAGCACUUGCACUGGCCCCUCUGCAUAUGGCCGCGCACGUGGGGAGCCCUGUGAUUCCGGAAAACCGUGCAGCUUCUAGCGCUGGCCUUGAACACUUACCUGAUGUGCUCCUCCGGAUGAGUUCUGAAACUUCUACAGAAAUAUUUUGAUUAAUAUGUCCAGUAUAUGAAUUUUUCCAAAAUUUCUAUGCCUUUUUAUAAAAGUGCAGGAUAAGAAUCUAAAAUGUAUUAAUAAAGUGUAAUGAAUUUUGUCUUCUGUGUCCCUGUUUGUUUCUGAAUUUGAUACUAUUUAAAAAUAAAGAAUAUGGAUGAGAGAAAGUAUUCUCUA
Messenger RNA from Chinchilla lanigera (long-tailed chinchilla), 3584 nucleotides. It is a transcript of the gene Aopep, whose product is annotated as chromosome unknown open reading frame, human C9orf3. The transcript is spliced from 18 exons. Gene Ontology annotation, cellular component: nucleolus. The coding region runs from base 209 to 2929 and encodes 906 amino acids. Gene Ontology annotation, molecular function: metalloaminopeptidase activity; zinc ion binding. NCBI's taxonomy places the organism in Eukaryota, Metazoa, Chordata, Mammalia, Rodentia, Chinchillidae. The record is from RefSeq and is a predicted model, not a curated record.